UCCCAACGUUUCAAAUGUGCUGAAUAGGUCAUUUACCUAAUUAAAUUGCGCCAUUUAUAUAAGCUGAAUUUGCUGUGCGUGUAAGACUUAGUCGCUUAAUGGAUAACUAUAUUUAGCAGGCUGCCUACUGCCUAAUGACAAGUAUUUAAUUGCCUUGCCCUGCCGCAGGGCGCGAAUACAAAAGCUAAACAUUUGUGCGCGUUGAAAGCUUCCGACUGCAGUAGGCAGUCGCUCACAGACAGUCGGUUAGUGCAAGUGCAGCAGCGGACAUGUGUUCACACGACAACGAUAUAGUUGCCGAUUAUCCAGAUUUGGAUUCUACUUUUGAGAAUGAGCAGGAGCUGAUAUUGAAAAAGGAGCAGCUACAGGUGCAGGAACUAAGAGAUUGGUUAGACGCAAAUCCGAACAUAAAUGGCUGUAAGGCUUAUGCCAAUUUGCACUUUUUUCUGCGCACCUGUAAAUUUGACGUUGAUCGGGCUAAAAAGAAGCUUAAAACCUUUUACCAAAUGCGUGCCGAGCGUACCGAAUGGUUUGAAAAUUGCGAUCCCAUGUUGCCCGAAAUACAGGAGCUGCUUGCCUUGGGCGUCUUUCUUCCCGUUGACGGUGUCGACGAGCAGCAACGAAAAGUUGUAAUUAUUCGGACGGCGGCACACGAUCCCAAACGACAUACACAGAACAACGUAUUUAAGACAAGCAAAAUGAUAUUGGAUUUGCUAUUAAAGUUUGAGCCAGAUAACUGUGCACGUGGCAUCGUUGCCAUUAUGGAUAUGCAGGGGGUCCAAUUAGGUCAUGCUCUGCAGCUGAAUCCCAAGCUUAUCAAGCGUUCCGUUGAGAGUUGGACGGCGUAUCCAUGUCAGCCCAAGCUUUUGGAGUUCACUAAUACGCCUCGUCACGUCAACAUUUUUCUAAAUACAUUUCGCGUAUUUAUGACGCCAAAGAUACGAUCCCGUGUCGCCGUGCGCCGCGAGGGCACCAUGGUAAAGUGCAUGCAGCUGCCAAAAGACUUGGGUGGUCAGGGACCCAGCUACAAAGAGCUGGCCAUCAAAUGGAAGCAAUUGGUCGAACAGCACGCUGACUUUUAUUUGGAGCAAGGCAAAUACAAAAGCAUAGUCAAGCGAUAAGCGUCUGAUUAACCAAAAAAUGAUUAGAACUGCAAGCAGACAUACUUAUAAAUAUUAUACGAAUAUUUUCAACGUGCGGAUUAUCAUCGGUAAUCGGUUAAUGUCUACAAAUGGCGUUGCCUAGUAUUUAAGGUUUCGUUUGUGCUAAAAACAAUGCUCAUUUUAUAAUGAUAAGUAUUUAUAAUGCACAUUUCAAUGUUUGCAUCAUUUUAACAAUAGAUAAGUGUACUCUUUGUUGCCUUGCUGUUAUCGUCCACAUUUUUCCAACGACCAUAGACUCAUUUUAUUACCAGAGCUCUUUACUUAAAAAAAAAAGAAAUCAAUUCGACUUUGUAAAAUAGCAUAAACGGGUUAUUAAAAGUAUAUCUGAUACGAGGAUUA
Messenger RNA from Drosophila virilis, 1502 nucleotides. It is a transcript of the gene pinta, whose product is annotated as prolonged depolarization afterpotential (PDA) is not apparent. The record is from RefSeq and is a predicted model, not a curated record. Gene Ontology annotation, cellular component: membrane. Lineage: Eukaryota; Metazoa; Arthropoda; Insecta; Diptera; Drosophilidae. Gene Ontology annotation, molecular function: phosphatidylinositol bisphosphate binding.